Rubroshorea leprosula is the source of this 1531-nucleotide messenger RNA. Lineage: Eukaryota; Viridiplantae; Streptophyta; Magnoliopsida; Malvales; Dipterocarpaceae. The record is from the annotation of a GenBank genome assembly.
UUCAGUUUGCCAUUUCAACAAGAUGAAAUUUCUGCUGCAUCACAGGGAAAAAAUCUAUCUUUUCAUUUUGUGGGGUUACAGAGUAAUCAUACAAUUUCAGGUUUAAUCAACAUAAAUUAAUCUACUGGAUCAGGUUUCUUAGUUGGGUUCAGGAUCUCGAAGAAUGCUGGAGGAAUGACACCCAGAAACGGUCCAGAUUUUGGUGGAACGUAUAAAGAUCUUCACUCACCGGCUGUUUUAGUUGGGGGGUGGUUCACAGUCAUAGCUUUGACCCUCUCCGUUUAUCUCAUUCUACAGCAUCUCAGAUCAUACACAAAUCCUGCUGAGCAGAAAUGGAUUGUUGGGGUUUUGCUCAUGGUUCCUGUGUAUGCUUGUCAGUCAAUUAUAUCAUUGUGGAACGCGAGGUUUUCUCUUGCAUGUGACAUUCUGAAAAAUUUUUAUGAAGCCUUUGCCCUGUACUCUUUUGGGAGCUAUUUGGUUGCUUGUCUUGGUGGAGAAAGAAGAGUUGAGGAACUUCUUGAAAAUGAACCAAGAAACCAAGUCAACGAGCCUUUGUUAGAAGGAUCAGAUAAAGACCAACAACUAAAGCGAAAAUCAUUGAGUAACUUUUUCUUACGCCCAUGGCUUCUUGGCAAAGACUUGCUCACAAUAGAAAAUUUUGGUCUUGUUCAAUACAUGAUUCUGAAGACAUUAUGUGCUUUCUUAGCAUUCGUGUUAGAGCUGUGUGGGGCAUAUGGGGAUGGAGAAUUUAAGUGGUACUAUGGACUUCGGCCUAUCAAGCCACUGGCAAAAUUCAUCAGCUUCAAGGCUAUUGUCUUUGCUACAUGGUGGCAGGGAGUCGGUAUUGCUCUGCUAUGUGCAUUUGGUGUACUACCAAAGCAAGAGAAACUACAGACCGGAUUGCAGGAUUUCUUAAUUUGUAUUGAAAUGGCCGUUGCAGCUGUUGCUCACAUGUUUGUCUUCUCUGGCGACCCUUUUCAUUAUACCUCAGCUUCUGAGCAUGGGAAGAUCACUACUGAAACAACCAAAGCAGCAAUAAAGGUUGAGGAGGGUGAUGAGGAGAAACCGGCUCUGCUUGAGAAAACAGAAACUCAGGUGGAGGCUCCUGGAACCAGCAUCACCGAGAGUGUUCAAGACAUAGUGCUAGAAGGUGGUCAACAUGUGAUUGAGGAUGUUAAGUUGACAAUAAACCAAGCAAUUGGACCCGUGGAGAAGGGCGAGACAAAAAUCCAAGAAAAAAUCCACCACAGAAUGGAUUCCGACAAAAAUAAAAAGGAGUCAGAGUUGGAAGUUGAACAGCAAGUUGCAUCAAGUGGAGAUCAAGCUGAACUCCGAUUAGACAUUGGUGCUUAAGAUUGUUUAUGGAAAAGAACUUUGGAGCAGUCCAAUCCUUAGUUUAUCAUGUUUCACAUUUCAUGGGUGUUUUUUUCCUGUGUUCAUGCAUGGGUUACAGCCAAUUGUUUGCCCCCUUGCCAAGCAAAUAUUCCAGAUGCUACUCAUAAUAUUUUCAGGAUAAAUUAUGGCACAUCUC